CAGUAGAAAGAACACAAUGGAAGUUGAUAUCAUUUUGGUAGUUUUUGCAGCUAUUUUAGUGUUUUAUGUGCUUGUCUUUGUGUUUCUAAGGCGGCUCAAUGAACUACAAAGUUUUGUUAAACUGGGAAGGAAGGUCUACCAAGCUCUCCCUCCUGGUGAUAUGGGAUGGCCUCUUAUCGGCUCUUCCCUAUCGCUUUACAACACUUUUAAAUCAAGCAAUGAUCCCAACACUUUCAUCAAUCAUCUUAUUUCCAAGAAAGAAAAAACUGGGAUAUAUAGAAGCCAUCUCUUCGGAAAACCAACAAUCAUCGUGACAGAUCCGGAAAUAUGCCGACGCAUAUACUUAGAUGACGAGUGCUUUGUUCCCAAAUAUCCAAAGGGGGCAGAGAUAUUUGUUGGGAGUGGGUCUGCCAUGAAGAUUGCUGACCACAAAUCUGUGCAUCGGCUCAUGGCAGCUCCCAUUAGUGGCGCGCAAGCCUUGUCUAAAUAUGUGGGUUAUAUUGAGAAGGAAGUGGUGAAAUGCUUGGAAGAAUGGAGCAGCAUGAGCGAGCCAAUAGAGUUGUUGAAUGAAACUAAAACUCUAUACUUUAAACUCAUUUCACGUAUUUUCUUGGGGGCUGAAGUUCGUGGGCCUUGCUUACAAGAACUCGAGAAAUUGUUCAGAGAAAUGACUCUUGCACUCGUGUCCAUUUUCCCUUUUGACUUGCCUGGAUUUGCUUACAAUAGAGCAUUCAAGGCAAUGAAAGAGGUAGAAAAGAUUCUGAACAAAAUCAUAGAAGAGAAGAGAAAAGCAGUGGAAAAGUAUGAAGAAAGGGAAGAGAAUUGUGAAAUAGAGGCAAUGAUUGAGGCGAGUGAUGGGAAUGGGGCAAAGUUGUUGAGUAACAACGCAAUUAUAGAUAUACUACUCGGUGUGCUUCAUGCUGGUAAUCAUACUGUAGCUCAUGCAGCCAUCUGGGUUCUUAUACAUAUUUCAGACCACCCUCAUGUUCUCCAACAGGCAAAGGAAGAACAAGAGUUGAUUAUAAAAGAAAGGCCACCUACCCAAAAUGGAUUAAAUUUUGGAGAAAUUACUCGAAUGACGUAUCUUACAAAGGUAAUUAAUGAGACGUUGAGAAGAAGUACACUUACCUCUCCGACCUUUCGCGAGGCCAAAUCUAAUGUAAAGAUCAAAGGGUAUAUUAUACCAAAAGGAUGGAGCAUACAAAUAUGGAACGGAGCUGUUCAUAUGGACCCUCAAAUAUACCCAAAUCCACACAAAUUUGAUCCUUCAAGAUGGGACAAUUACAAGCCAAAAGCAGGAGCCUUCAUACCAUUUGGAAUGGGGAGGGUAUACUGUCCAGGAAGCGAGCUGGUCAAGCUUGAAAUGGCCAUUUUACUUCACCAUUUUCUUCUCCUUAAUUACAGGAUGGAACGAGUUAAUCCAAAAUGUCAGCUCACUCACAUGUCAUCCCCUGCACCUCUCGACAACUGUCUCGUAAAAAUUAUCAAACAUUCAUAGCUCAUCGAGUAUAUUAUCAUA
This is a messenger RNA of Cucurbita maxima (winter squash), 1519 nucleotides long. RefSeq names its product beta-amyrin 11-oxidase-like. The record is from RefSeq and is a predicted model, not a curated record. Gene Ontology annotation, biological process: brassinosteroid homeostasis; multicellular organism development; brassinosteroid biosynthetic process. Gene Ontology annotation, molecular function: iron ion binding; heme binding; ent-kaurenoic acid monooxygenase activity. The coding region runs from base 17 to 1498 and encodes 493 amino acids. The transcript has 8 exons. Lineage: Eukaryota; Viridiplantae; Streptophyta; Magnoliopsida; Cucurbitales; Cucurbitaceae. Gene Ontology annotation, cellular component: endoplasmic reticulum.